AUGGCUUCAGCUACAGUUGCCAAGAGGUUGAGGGAGGAAGCCACCUGCCCCAUCUGCCUGGAGCUCAUGACUGAGCCCGUGAGCAUCAACUGUGGGCACAGCUACUGCCGUGUGUGCAUAGUGGGUUUUAUAAAGAACCAAAGCUCUCAAGCAUCAUCUCUGAAAUGUCCCCAGUGUCGGGGAUCUUUUAAAAGAGAUAGCAUCCGGCCCAACAGGCACCUGGCAAGUAUCACUGAAACCAUCAAGGAGACAGAGCGUGAAAGGUUGUGUGAGAAACAUGGAGAGAAGCUCCUCCUGUUCUGUGAAGAUGAUGGUCAGCUCAUCUGCUGGUGCUGUGAGCGGUCACCGCAGCACAAAGGACAUGUCACUGCUCUUGUUGAAGAUGCAUGCCAAGGUUACAGGGAAGAGCUCCAGAAAGCAGUCAGAAAACUGAAAGAAAUAGAGUCCAAAUAUUUGCAGCUGAAGCUAGACACAACCCAGAAAAUAAGUCGUUGGGAGGAGAAAAUAAAACACGAGGAAGAAAGAAUCCAUUCUGAAUUUAUGUGUCUUCACACAUUCCUGCAUGAGGAAGAGGAGUUUUAUAUGCGUCAACUGAAGGAAGAAAAAGAGCAGAAGCUGAGCAUACUGCAGAACAAUGUAGUCCAUCUAGACAAAAAAUUGCAGGAACUCAAGAACAGUAUCCUGGAACUGGAUGAGAAAUGUCAGGGCUCAGCACAGAAUUUGCUGCAGGAUAUAAAAGACACCUUGAGCAGGAACUCAGCUAUCAAUCUGGAAAAACCAGAGGAUGUUUCUGUGGAGGUGCAUACUGUGUGCAAUGUCUCUGAGCUUUACUUUAGUGUCAGAAAAAUGUUAAAGCGCUAUCAAGUCAAUGUGAUUCUGGAUCCACAUACUGCUCAUGGCGACUUACGUCUGUCUGAUAAUCAGAUAAGUGUGAGUAAUUUUUUACCACUUUUACAUGCAAUUUAUAAGAUCUUUCAAAUUCCUGGAGAAGUUACUGUCUUACCCUCUGUCCUGGGCUGUGAGCGCUUCACCUCAGGAAGACAUUACUUUGAAGUGGAGGUUCGAAAAGGAGCCAACUGGGGUGUAGGAGUUUGUCUGGAAAAUGUGUCAAGGGACACACCGAAGCCUACAUCUGGAUUCUGGAUUUUCACUCGGAGAUAUGGUGAAAAUUUCGCCCUUUCUUCCGAAGCCAUUACCCUUACACUGAGGCACCAGCCUGAAGUAGUAGGGAUUAUGCUCGACUAUGAGGCUGGGCUUGUGUCCUUCUACAAUGCCACUACUGAUUCCCACAUCUACACCUUCCCCAAGGCCUCCUUCUCUCAGGCUCUCAGACCUUAUUUCCAGGUUCAUGGGUUUUCUUCUUUGUCCCUGAUUUCAUCAAAUGAGUAAGAAAAAAAGAAAAGUCUCAUUUUACUUAAACCAGUCUGGGAAAUAAUUUGCAAAUCUAGGUGGGAACAAAAAUUUGAUCUAAUUUUUUCCUAGCUGUUUCCCCCAGACCUAAAAUAUUACCUUAAACAUUUGUAAUGCAUAAAAGUGUAUUGAAGUAAUGUAUAUUCAGACUGUAACACAAAAGAUACUAAGUGUACACUAUUGUG
Sorex araneus (European shrew) is the source of this 1595-nucleotide messenger RNA. Its product is annotated as E3 ubiquitin-protein ligase TRIM38-like. Lineage: Eukaryota; Metazoa; Chordata; Mammalia; Eulipotyphla; Soricidae. The transcript has 6 exons. The record is from RefSeq and is a predicted model, not a curated record. Gene Ontology annotation, molecular function: protein binding; zinc ion binding. Bases 1 to 1389 code for a protein of 462 amino acids.